Molecule: messenger RNA, 1812 nt
Organism: Leptinotarsa decemlineata (Colorado potato beetle)
Lineage: Eukaryota; Metazoa; Arthropoda; Insecta; Coleoptera; Chrysomelidae
Product: bone morphogenetic protein 10
Cellular component (GO): extracellular region
Molecular function (GO): growth factor activity; cytokine activity
Source: RefSeq, a predicted model, not a curated record
UCUCUAUUAAUAAUUUCAAAUCAUUUUCAACGAGGAAACAGGACCAUUUUGAUAACCUCAUCCAAAGAUAAACCCAAAUGGAUCUCAAGUGUUUCUUAUGGACGCUCGACGUCUCGACGUGCAUCAGUACGCUUCCAAACAGUUUUCAGCAAAUGAAUGCAAUGUAUGUGAGCAUUAUAGUGACCGUUUCGAUCCUGAUAUUUCUCUGGGUUUAUCUCCUGAUAGUGCUGAAAAGUAAUUUGUUUCCUAAUACUUCUAUCGAACUGAAUAUAAUAGACUCCAAAAAUAUCGUGGCUAAUCACGUAUUUGACCACAGUUUGAACAGUUCCGAAAAAGAUGUUUCGGAAAAGAAGAGGAAGUUUCAUGUUCCAAAAUUUAUGCUGGAGUUAUAUGAAAGGAAUAAAAUUGGCGGAGAAAGUAAAGAAAGGCCAGAUGUGGUGAGAAGUUUAAUUCCAACACACGGAGGAGAAAUAGAAACAAUCGAUAACAACGAAGUAUAUGAUGAGCCUGCCGAUUGUCAUUUUUUAAUUUUUGACAUUCCUACAAUAACUGAGGAUGAACAUUUCCUCAGCGCAGAGUUGAAAAUUCUUACAUUAUUAGAUGUUGAAACAAGAAAUAAUAUUGGAGUAAGACGAAUUUUAAAAAUAUCUAUUUAUGACGAUACCAUCAAGCGAUUUCUGGAUUUUCAAGAAAUACAGCUCCAUCACCUCAACAACUCUUGGGUGUCCUUCGAUGUUACAGCUCCAGUGAACAACCUUCUGCACACAACAUCAAAGAGCAAAAUUUUGAAAAUUUCUAUAACUAUUUCUUCUUUCCUAUCAAGAGUUGGUGGUAGUUUCAAACUCUCCCUAAUGCCACCGAAAGAGGAUUUCGAACAUGAUUAUCCAAUUUUACUGUUGUCCUAUUCUUCUGACAAAGAGAAGGCCGAUAAAGUUAAAGAUAACAAACAAAACGUGAGGCUGGAACACAAAAGAAAGAAACGCAGCUUGGAAGACGAUUACGAAGAGGAAACUAACAGAAUAUGGGACGAUGAUGCUUCCAGCAGAAAAAUUCAAAUGAGAAAAAUGAAGAAACUCAGGAACUCGUGUAAAAGGAAACCACUUUACAUAGACUUUGCCGAAAUCAAAUAUGAUAUGUGGAUAGUGCAACCAAGUGGUUAUGAGGCCUACCAAUGCCAAGGAAGAUGUUUCUAUCCUGUAGCAGAUCAUCUCAACCCAACGAAGCAUGCCAUCCUACAGACACUUCUUCACAGUGUGGCACCUUCGAAAGUUUCCAGAUCUUGCUGUGUACCGACGGUAUUGGAUUCAAUUUCGGUUUUGUAUGUAGACACUAAUGGAGUUCUCACUUAUCGAUAUUCGUAUAAAGAUAUGGUAGUAGCCGAGUGUGGAUGCAGGUGAAACAAUGGAAUGUGUCAUAUGAAAUCCGUAUAUUGGUGCAAUUGGUAAAUAAAAAACAGAUGCAUGGGAAAAGUUACGAUUGAAUUCGUUUGAUAUUCAUAUCUGUCUGGACAAAGGCAGUAAGAUUUAGCUAAUCUAUGGUAAAUAAAAACAUAAAUAAGAACAUUUUUUAUGUGAAAUUUCUUUCGGAAUAUAAUAUUACGUGGAAAUAAUGUCAAAUAUCAUUGAUUUUACAAGUAGGUCUUUAUUUGAAAAAUAUAUCAUAGCAUGUUUCGCUAGCACAGUAGCUUAGUCAAGUGAUUUAAUUAAUCAUUGUUGUAGAUUUAUUCUCGAGAAUGUAGUGAACUCAUGGAUACAUAUUUUUGCUGUCAAUCAAAAAUAUGUUAAUCAACAAAUAAAAUUGUUAGAUAAUUAA